Messenger RNA from Plasmopara halstedii, 201 nucleotides. RefSeq lists its product as uncharacterized. NCBI's taxonomy places the organism in Eukaryota, Oomycota, Peronosporomycetes, Peronosporales, Peronosporaceae. Bases 1 to 201 code for a protein of 66 amino acids. The record is from RefSeq and is a predicted model, not a curated record. The transcript has 2 exons.
AUGUGUACACACGGAAAAGUUUCAGAUUACGCCAGGAUUCAAUAUCCGUGUGUUGUGCAUCGGGAACACGGUAAGAGUGUCGAACGUUUGCUUGAAGCAUCAAGUGAAGUAUGGAAAGCUCGACAUUGCUGGAUGUUCUUUAGUGCUGAGCAUGAUUUAGAGAUACGAUCUCAUUUUAAAUCCAGCGUGAUUGAGAUGUAA